Physcomitrium patens is the source of this 2106-nucleotide messenger RNA. Its product is annotated as protein CANDIDATE G PROTEIN-COUPLED RECEPTOR 2. Gene Ontology annotation, molecular function: G protein-coupled receptor activity. The record is from RefSeq and is a predicted model, not a curated record. Gene Ontology annotation, cellular component: plasma membrane. Gene Ontology annotation, biological process: G protein-coupled receptor signaling pathway. Lineage: Eukaryota; Viridiplantae; Streptophyta; Bryopsida; Funariales; Funariaceae.
CUUGAACCUCAAAGCUGCUCGAUGUUCAGGUCAGUUGGGAUACUCAAUUGUGUUGCUUCACUUGAAUCCUUCGUUCUGUCCGGUGCGUGCUGUCGUAUUUUUUCAAAAUCUACGUCUAUUCCAUUUGAUCCGCUUCAGAUAGAUCGUGAGAUGAGAACUAUUCCAGUCUACGAGAGUUUUUGUUCCUGGAGCUAUUAGGGUUUGAGGGCUCAGUCGAUUGCUCCGGUUUCGAUUGAAUUUUUGUAGGGUGUGAUGCUUCGAUAACUGCGGAUCUGUACCCGUGCAGCUCUUCGGGCGACUGUAUCUUUGGGUUGUUUUUGAUGUUGUUCGAGUGAUUAGAGUAGGAGAUUGCGAGAGAUGUUAUAGUUUGGUUGUCGGCGGUUAACUUGGGCGUGGUUCUUGUCGGCGUGAGACUUUCAUCGGAUGUGGCGGGGCAUUGCUGUAACCAACGAUCCUCGGCGGUAUUAACGGAUUUGGCAAGGGGUUGGAUACGUGGGAGCUGGUUUUUAGCUGUAAAGGAAUUUGAAAUUUGAAGAAUAGAAGCUAUGGCGGGCUUGGUAUAUGAUGCGCCAUCAUUUCCUCUUAGCCCCGGUGACAAUCCUGAACAGGAUCUUCCUGUUUGUUUGCGACUGAUAAGCCCUCCAGCGACAAAUGGGUUUACCGGGUUGCUGUACAAUGUGGUCAUGGCGCUCCCUGCAUUGCUGUUUCUGCUAUUUCUUCUCGCGCAUCUACGUUCUAGUGUUAGGAAGCUUUUACAUAGUCAGUCGCACAUAAUGGCAGCUUACUAUGCAUUUCUUUGGGUCAUUUGCGUGCUCAAUAUUUGUUGGUGUCUCCUAGAGAUACAACAAGCAAAAAAUCAUGAUCAAGAAACAGCAUGGAACAUUAUGUCUCUCCUGACGAGGUUUGGCUUGGUUCUUCUCGAAGUGAGCGUGGUCGUGUUUAUGUCUCAAGGUUACCUCAUCAGUGGUUGGGAUGCGCUUCUUCGCACCCUCUUGUUUUCGGGAAUUUUCGCCACGGUCGAUGCCAUAGUGAAAGCUGUGUACAUAUUUGGCCUUGGGAUUCCACUUUUCACCAAACAAGAAGAUGCUGGAGAUUGGAACAAGUGGGGCUUCUGGUUGUUGCAGAACCUUUUCUUUUCUGCAGUUUAUGUUAUCAUCUUGGCUCUGCCAUACACACGAUGGAGAGAUCGACUACCAGCUCGUCCAUCUUUCUACCGCUACGUCACUGUCCUGUUUGCCUUGAAUGGAAUUGAAGGCUUUGGGAGUUUGCUAUUGGGAAUUGGUGCCAGUUUUGGAUACUGCGUCUAUGGGUUUGCCAGCUUCGCAUACUACGCCCUGUAUCCGCCUCUCCUGUACUCGACUUUCCUUUCGGAGUUUUUGGGAGAAGAAGAUGUGCAGAUGGAAGAUGCGUAUUACUCGGAGAUGAAGGAUGCGGGGUAUUUUGACGGGGAUUGGGAAUGAUCAAAUGUUUUGAACAUGCACCACUUUAAGCCGGUUCUACUUCAGUAUCACGAAGUUGACAUUUACGGAGUUCGUGAUCUCAAUGUAAAGUGGCCACAUCCGUUUGAUUUAUAGAGCACCUACACGUGGCUGUUGGUUGGACUGGUUACGAAUCGCGAGGAAUAAGCCCUCAAAUGGAUGAUCGAGUCAUUAUUGGAGCGCCAAAGUUGAAAGGAUCCGGGAUGUCCUUGUUUUUUUUUGAGCUCUGCCUCGUCGAGGUUUUUGCAGCGCAGCGAAGAAUACAGGUGAUUGAAGGCUGUGAACCUCGACGAUGUAUCGAGCUACGGUCAGGAUUUAUAUUUGAACGAGCAAAUUGAGUAAUUUAGUUCUACAUCACAUCAACGUAAAUUUCUUGUUCAUCGAUCUGUGAAGAAUUGAACUACACAGAUUAAGGUUGUGCCGACCAUUGUUGCCCCACAUCUCCUAGGUGCUGAUAGGUGCUAUUUGUUGGGGGCGAAGGACUUAUUACGUCCCUUCUUUUCUCCGCUCUGACACUGAACUCAACUCACACAAGUAGCAGUGCGGAUGUGUACGUGUUAAUCAAUCUGUUUAUUAUAUAUAUUUGUUUAUAUAUAUAUAUAUAUAUAUUAGUCAAUUUGUUAAUCAA